AUGAAUGGCGGCCUUGCGGCGGUGUCUGGUGAAAUCUUCGUAACAUCGCUGCUGAGCACAGCGACGCCCGAACAACACCGUGCCGUCAUCCAAGACUACAUGGUGCGCGAGCUUACCGAAGCGAAUCGGCGACGUCUAGGUUUGAUAAACGCUCCGACGGCCAAGGUUAAGUUCCUGCUAUCACGGCUUGCCGGCAAAUCCAAUAAUGGGACCUUUGAAAAAUUGUCUAGGACGAGUCUGCGGUCCCCACGCUGGACGAGAUCGGCGCGAUUUGCUACUGGCGAAAGCAUGACGCGUUAUUGCCUCACACGUGCUGAACGGAAGAUUUGCAAGAACGCAGUUGCCCUUGCGCUUCGUGAUGAUUAUACGGUCGCGUCGUCAUACUUGCACGUAACGUCGCAGCGUCCGCGUAUGCCUGGCCCAGAGCUUAUGGAAAUUGCCGCAAUUUGA
This is a messenger RNA of Peronospora belbahrii, 450 nucleotides long. NCBI's taxonomy places the organism in Eukaryota, Oomycota, Peronosporomycetes, Peronosporales, Peronosporaceae. The record is from the annotation of a GenBank genome assembly.